This is a messenger RNA of Pocillopora damicornis (cauliflower coral), 3755 nucleotides long. Its product is annotated as E3 ubiquitin-protein ligase rnf213-alpha. Gene Ontology annotation, molecular function: ATP hydrolysis activity; ubiquitin-protein transferase activity. Lineage: Eukaryota; Metazoa; Cnidaria; Anthozoa; Scleractinia; Pocilloporidae. The record is from RefSeq and is a predicted model, not a curated record.
AAACGUUGCUGUUUAAUUUACUGAUCCUGGGUGAACUGACUGAUGAUUGUGGACGCGUUUGGAGAAGGAAUUCACACGACUUGUAUAUCCUGGAAAUCACCAAUCCUACUUCAAUAAGGCCAAACGAGUCAUCUGAAGCAUGCAGGUUUGAUGAGCUCCUCCCUCAAAUAAGAUGUAGUCUUCCAAAAGACACUCUUUUCUCCCUGAGAAGAAAAAGCACAGCAAAAGAAACAAAUCGCCCAUCGUUUGAUGAGAAAGAAUUAGAGAGCGACGAAGUUCAGCGCGUGUGGCAGUAUCUUCAGCUGAUCAAGGAGGAACCUGAACUUAUCCAGCAGUUUUACUAUGACCCGAACGUUAAACGCACGAGUCCGGCCGAAUGUCUUAAAACAUUAAUCAGGAACUGUGGAGUUAAGAACCCGUCAUGGUCUGAACUUCGAUAUUUUGUGAACUUUUUGAACUACCAGCUCAGGGAUUGCGAGGAAAGUACGUUCUGUAACACCUCAUUGGUAGAGGAUACCUUAGAAGGAUUCCGGAAAUUUGUGGUUAACUUCAUGAUAAUAAUGUCAAAGGAUUUCUCAAUGCGAUCUUUAACUGACAUAGACACCAGUCAGACUCACGGGGCAUCGGCCGAUUCAAAGGAAGGGGACGACAUUGUUCCCUUCCGGCUUCGGAGACGUUGGGAGGAGACGCCUCAUCCAUAUAUCUUUUUUAACCCGGAUCAUGAUACCAUGACUUUCCUCGGAUUCCGUGUUGAUCAAGAGGGAAAUCUUCUAGAUCCGCAGACUCGGAAAAUCAUUCAAGAAGGGAUCAUGACAAGACAUCUUCGCACGGGACUUUAUGUACAGAAAGUGGAUUUGGAAAACAGCUUUGAGUCCUAUUCAAAGUUUCAAAAAAUCGAGCUGCUGUGCGCUGUCAUGGGUAUCAACUACGGACAUGAUCCUGAUGACUCUUACGAGCUGACGGGUGAUAAUGUUAAGAAAAUUCUUGCCAUCUAUAUGAGGUUCAGAUGUAACAUUCCAGUCAUAAUCAUGGGUGAGACAGGAUGUGGAAAAACAAAACUUAUUCGAUAUUUGUGCGGACUGCAAACAGAGGGAGUAAGGCAAAGAAACAUGCUGUUAAUGAAGAUCCAUGGCGGUACCACUUACAAAGACAUAGAAAAAAAUGUCCUUCAAGCCGAGGCAAUGGCUAUUAAUAACAAACAUGAAGGCACAAAUAUCGACACCGUUUUGUUUUUUGAUGAGGCAAAUACCACCGAAGCUUUAGGGAUGAUUAAAGAGAUUAUGGUGGACCGGAGAUGUAAUGGUCGGCCCCUAAGUGACAGUUUGAAAUUCAUCGUGGCUUGCAAUCCAUAUCGAAAGCACACGGACGAAAUGAUACAGAAACUAGAAUCCGCAGGAUUGGGCUAUCAUGUAACAGCUGAGGAAACUGCUGAACGCCUCGGUAAAAUCCCACUGCGUCAGCUUGUUUAUCGUGUUCAUGCAAUACCAGAGAGCAUGUGUAGUCUAGUCUGGGAUUUUGGACAGUUGAAUCCGGAAGUAGAAGAGCUUUAUACCCAACAGAUUGUGAGGAGAUAUGUUGCUCAAGGUCGUCUACCCGGAGAUGAAAACUUAGUCAGUGCCAUAGCAAGUGUUUUAGCAGCUUCCCAGAGAUUCAUGAGAGAGAAAAAGGAUGAAUGCAGCUUCGUUAGCUUACGUGACGUCAAAAGAGCCAUGGAGGUCAUGCUGUGGUUUCACGAACACUUCCAGCACUUUUCUUCUUUGAUGCAAGAGAAGGAAAGUGACAAUGAAGACGAUGGCGAGAAUGAAGACGAAACCGAAUUUCAUGUGCUGCAACCCAAUCUGAAAGAAGAACCACCCGCUUCUGUUGACGAGCUAUCCGUACUGAAAGAAGAAGAACAUGCAAGUUUCAAAGUGGAAAGGCGAAAGCUUAUCGAUUACUCGGGCAGGUUUAAUCCUCUCAAAGAAGAGGUUACCGUCAAAAGAGAAAUAGACGAGGGAUCAACCUGGUUCAAGUCCAUUUUAAAGCGGAUCCCCCAUGCUGCUCCUAGAAAAGAACGGGUUAUUCUUCCAGAAGAAACUCACACAGAUUCAAAGCCUCCUCGAUUCGAUCUAUCUAAUACGCUCGAGCUUGAAGAAUCUUAUAGCGGACUGUUCCUAGAAGAAAACGGAGAUGUCAACGACAGGAUUGACCCAGUAACCUGGUCUUUAAUUCUUGCACUUGGUGUUUGUUACCAAGCACGGUUAACAGAAAGGGAGGAAUACCGCGAGGCAAUAGCAAAAUCAUUCCAACCACCAUGCAGGCUUCCUGGUGGAGCUGAGAGAAUUGAAAGAGAAAUUUCUCGAUGUCAAGAAACUUUGAUGGGGGAGUUAGAACUUGGACCCAACAUUGCUCGCAACGAAGCCCUUAGUGAAAAUGUGUUUAUGAUGGUGGUGUGUAUUGAGCUCAGGAUCCCAUUAUUUGUGGUUGGAAAACCGGGCAGCUCAAAAUCUCUGGCUAAGACCGUCGUCGCUGAUAACAUGCAGGGAGCAAGAUCCAGAUCUGACCUUUUCAAAAAGUUUAAGCAGAUUCAGUUGGUUUCGUACCAGUGUAGCCCUCAGUCCACCCCUGAGGGGAUACUUGCAACAUUUAAACAAUGCAGUGAACUUCAGGAAAGUAAGAACGAGCAGACAACUUCAGACACAUUUGCCUCUGUGGUAGUGCUAGAUGAGGUCGGAUUGGCAGAGGACUCACCAAAAAUGCCCUUGAAAACUCUACAUCCCCUGCUAGAUGAUGACCAAAACGACGAGUUUGUGAUCCAGUCUGGAAAGAGUUUUACAAGAGUUGCUUUCAUUGGUUUGUCCAACUGGGCGCUGGACCCAGCCAAGAUGAACCGUGGGAUAAUGCUUUGCCGUAAUGAACCUGAUGGUGACGAACUGGAGGCGACUGCCAGGGGUAUUUGUGGAUGUAAUGAGGACAUACUGACACAUAUAGAACAUCUUAUAUCCCCGUUGGUCCGUGGCUACAAAGACCUUUACGCCAAACAGAAAACAUUGAAGAAACUGACAGAGGGAAAGAAAGAUGAAUUUUUUGGACUGCGAGAUUUCUACAGUCUCAUUAAAAUGAUCGUCUGCAUCGCAAAAGAGCAGCAACGCCGACCAAACUGGGAAGAGCUCGAACAGACUAUUAAGAGAAACUUCAGUGGCCUUCUAGAGGAGGAUUUUAACCCUGUGAGAAUUCUUAUGGAUCAUAUUGGUUUUCCUGAGGAAUAUUUUCAGGAUGAAGAACGUACAGAAGUUGACUCUCUAGAUCUUAUAAGGGCAAGCUUGAAUCGGGAAAGCGUAAUGGGAGAUGGACGGUAUCUGCUCAUCAUGACUGAGAACUUUGCAGCUUUGCCAAGAAUAAAACAGCUUUUGUUGGAACAGGACGAGGAAGAACCAUACGUUAUAUUCGGUAGUGGUUUCCCUAAAGACCAGCUAUUCACACAGGUUUGCCGAAACAUCAACCGUGUUAAGAUGUGUAUGGAGACAGGCAGAACAGUAAUUUUGCUCAAUCUUGAAAACCUGUAUGAAAGCCUCUACGACGCCUUGAAUCAGUAUUACGUCUCGUUUGGAGGAGAGAAGUAUGUCGAUCUUGGGCUAGGGAAUAACCGAGUCAAAUGCCGCGUUCACCGAAAUUUCAGGCUUAUUGUCAUUGCCGAAAAGGACGUGGUUUACAACAAGUUUCCCAUCCCUCUGAUCAACCGCUUGGAGAAACACUUCCUUGUUAUGUCAUCUGGC